AUGUCCUAUUGGAGUCCACCAAAAUACGAUGGACAAGCAUCGGUCACUUCUUUGAAUCAGUUGGAAUUGUCAUUAUCUGGAUUUUCAGAUCAAGAACAACUUAAAAAACAUAUUGAAACAAUUGAUGAUCAGAAAUAUUUUAGUCCUAUCAUUUUUGAAUUAUACAAUAAAAUUCUACCUUUGCAUGAAUUCAUUAGAUUCAGAUCCAACAAAACAGAAAAGGAUAUUAAUAGUGUUUUUGGAGUGUUUACCAUCAUACUAAAUAGUCUAUUCAACUCUUUCAAUAAUUGGAUUGACGAUACACUUACUUCACCAGAGGCAAGACGAUACACUAUUAAUCAAUCCAAAGAGAGUAUUAUUUUGAAACUAGGAGAGCAAAUCAAUGACAAAGCAUAUCUUCAUAAGAUUACCAUGAAUCAUUUAAUUGUGUAUAUUAGAAAUCUAUUAUUUACAUCAAUUAGAGAUUAUGAUGGUGAAAGUUUAUAUAAGAUUGUCGAUCAUUACCAUGGUAUUGCAGAUGAUAUCGAUAAGAUAUUGUUUGAAAACGAGAAUAAUGUGGAUUCCGGACAGCUAAAGGGAAUCAACCAACAGCCAGACAUUCAGAUUGUCAUUGAUAAGCUGCAGCUGGAACAGGAGGAUGUCGAAGAUUCACAUCAACAACCAUCAACAUUGCAUACAUCGUCUUCUACAUCGACAAUAAGCCAUACUCCACCUGCAGUUGGAUCUCUCUGUCCUGACGAAGAGAAUCUCGUAAAUAUUAUCAGUUCCGUUACCAAUAGAUUCGAACAGAUCGACAACUAUCUUGAGAAUCCAACACCGAAUCCCGAAGCCAAGACAAUGCUGACUCUAGAACAACAGAAAACAGUGGUUUCAUCGUGUUACAAUCAUUUGCAGACAUCGAUCGAUAUCUUCUCGGUUGCAGACUAUCCUUCGAAAUUCAAAGUCGACACGGUUCCAGUGUUGCGAAUGAUGCUUUCCACUCUCAAUACUCUGGAGGGAUACAUCGACAGUGGAAUGUCCAUCGUCAAUAUGAAACCAGGCGAGAUCCUAGAGUGGACUGCAACAUUCACAAAGAUUGCAACCAGUUUGAACAAUUUGAUACUGAAGAAUAGCUCGAUACUCUCGGCAACACAAAUCGUAAACUACACUAACCACGGUACACCAAUACAGUCGAACAGCGGUAGCUACGGUAACUUCCCAAUCCGAUCGUCAGGUAAAAUCAAGCCUCCAAGUUCACCGUUUGGAUCACCAGCGAUCAUGUCAUUCCUGAUGGCAAACAACAGCGACCAGAGCUACAGUCCAACAAACGAAGGUUCCAAAUUACUAUCACCACUUCCACCACCCAGAGAAAGAUGUUCACAGAUGAUUCAACUCUCACAAGACUCGAUUAUGUUAUCAGUGAUGUCUGCCUUUGCUCUAUGUAUAAAAGAUCAAAUGAACGGUGUAUUGCCACAGUCUCUCAAAAAUGUUUCGAAAUUCUUCAACGAUAACCUAGCAGUAUUCCUAACCUCCAUACGAACCAAUAUCUUUUGUACAUAUAUACUUUUAAACCCUAUUUAUGAUAUGCAAUCAUUUACUUGA
Molecule: messenger RNA, 1581 nt
Organism: Heterostelium album PN500
Lineage: Eukaryota; Evosea; Eumycetozoa; Acytosteliales; Acytosteliaceae
Exons: 3
Coding region: 1-1581 (526 amino acids)
Source: RefSeq, a predicted model, not a curated record